Messenger RNA from Ixodes scapularis (black-legged tick), 884 nucleotides. RefSeq lists its product as uncharacterized. Gene Ontology annotation, molecular function: ATP binding; DNA helicase activity. Bases 224 to 853 code for a protein of 209 amino acids. NCBI's taxonomy places the organism in Eukaryota, Metazoa, Arthropoda, Arachnida, Ixodida, Ixodidae. Gene Ontology annotation, cellular component: nucleus. Gene Ontology annotation, biological process: nucleotide-excision repair; double-strand break repair involved in meiotic recombination. The record is from RefSeq and is a predicted model, not a curated record. The transcript has 5 exons.
AUGGAGGCGACAAUCGGAUGAUUCGGAUGCCAGCUCUCCUCCUUCCCGCAGAAUGUGUUGAUUGUGUAGUGCUGUGGUUGUUUUCGUAGAAAUCAGUCAAUGCGAUCGCUUUUGGGUGUUGAAGUUCCGAAUUCGGAACCCCGCGAAAGCACAGUCCGCACUUUGAAGCAAGUGCCAUGCCCUUCGCGAAUACGAAAUAUCUGGAGUAGGGUGGUAUCGCAGCAUGUGUGAACGCGAACUAGCAAACCCGAGCCCAGAAAAGCCGUCCGGUGCAGAGCAGCUCCUGAUCGAAUCGCACUCCGUGGCGUUUCCUUACGCUCCGUACCCAUCUCAGAAAUUGGUCAUCGUAAGGGUUCUGCAGGGAUUGAAGAAUGGGCGAAACUGCCUCAUAGAGUCUCCAACUGGAAGUGGCAAAACGCUGGCAUUGCUUUGCUCCUGUCUUGCUUGGCAAGCCAACCAGAAAGAGAUCUAUUAUGCUCAGCUUGAGAGACUACGGCAGGAGUUGGAAGCGAGGGAAAACGAACUGCAAGAUGGCCAUGCUCUGCAUCAACCCAAUACACCUGCACACAAAAUUCAGUCGACUGCCGGAACUCUAGUGAAGGGCAGCGCCCCAGUUGGGGUGCCUGGUGCGGCAAGCCCCGUCCCCUCGAACCGAGGUGCCAUUCCCAACCCUUGGCUGGAAACCGGUCAGAGCAUCGUCGUCAACGGGCAGCUGGUGCCAGUGGUGACGCAGGCUUACCUGGACAGCCUCCUGGCUUGCGGAGAGAAACCAAAGACUCCAAGUGUGGCUGUUCGGAGUGCUACGCCCAGUAUGCAUAUUUUUUAUCCAUUGCCUGUUUGCAUGUGCCUGUGAAUGGCACACCUCUUCCCAUAGUCACUGUUAA